Molecule: messenger RNA, 1857 nt
Organism: Eutrema salsugineum
Lineage: Eukaryota; Viridiplantae; Streptophyta; Magnoliopsida; Brassicales; Brassicaceae
Product: 65-kDa microtubule-associated protein 5
Exons: 11
Coding region: 176-1840 (554 amino acids)
Biological process (GO): microtubule cytoskeleton organization
Cellular component (GO): spindle; cytoplasm
Molecular function (GO): microtubule binding
Source: RefSeq, a predicted model, not a curated record
CAAAUUUCGAGAGGGAUACAAAAUUCUAAUUAACCGCCAAAACCUUCUUUCCAAAAUCGACAUUUGCUCUCUUCCUUCAAACGAAAUCCCUCGGGAUCUUCACGUUUAAACCAGAUAAGCCUUAGGGUUUCCAAGCACCGUCAAAUUUGUUAGUCGGCACCGGCGGCGGAAGAAAAUGCAUCCUUCGUCAACCACCACUUGCACUUCCCUUCUUCAAGAGUUGCAGAUAAUAUGGGAUGAAAUUGGUGAAAGUUACAAUGAGAGAGACAAGAUGCUGCUAGAACUUGAGCAGGAAUGUCUGGAUAUAUACAAUAAAAAGGUUGCGAAAACUCGCAAGUACAAAGCUGAGUUACAACGAUCGUUAGCUCAAGCUGAAGCUGAAAUUGCCAGCCUCAUGUCUGCACUUGGUGAACAAGUUUCGCUUUCAAGGAAAGAAGGCUCUUUGAAGGAGCAGAUAUCCACUGUAAAGCCUGUACUGGAAGACCUGCUGAUGAAAAAGGAUCUAAGAUGGAAAGAAUUUUCCGAGACACUGACACAGGUAGCUGAGAUUUCUUCUAACAUUGCGGGGAAUGAUUAUCCUGUUAGCUCUGGUCCAGAAAUUGAUGAAAGCGACUUAACACAAAGAAAGUUGGAUGAACUUAGAGCACAUCUGCAGGAUCUUUGCAAAGAAAAGGCUAUUCGUCUGCAGAAAGUAAACUCUUAUAUCAAUGCCGUCCAUGAGUUGUCAGAGAUCAUGUCAUUUGAUUUCCUGAAGGCCUUGAGUAACGUCCAUAAAAGCUUGAACGAGUUUUCAAAGGCUCAUUCGAAAAGCAUUAGUAAUGACACUCUUGCUAGAUUAACAGAACUUGUAGAGUCUCUGGAGAAGGAGAAGCAUCAGAGGCUGCUUAAGCUACAAGGUUUGGGAAGAACCAUGCAAGAGCUGUGGAACCUAAUGGAAACGCCUAUGGAAGAGAGGAGAAGAUUUGACAAUAUCAGUAGUUUACUAUCUGUUCCAGCUGGUGAUGCCUUAAAAAAAGGAUGCCUUGGUCUGGACAAUGUCCGGGAGGCUGAAGAUGAAGUGAAAAGACUGAAUGCCCUGAAGUCCAGCAAAAUGAAGGAAUUGGUGUUUAAGAGGCAGUGUGAGCUAGAAGAAAUCUGCAGAGAGGUUCAUAUGGAUGUCAAUAGCGAUGCUGCAAAACAGAGUCUUGUUGAACUCAUUGAUUCUGGUGAUGGUGAUCUGUCAGAUAUUCUUGCAAGCAUAGAUAGUCAGAUCGAGAAGGCAAAGGAGGAAGCUUUAACCAGAAAGGAGAUUUUAGACAAAGUUGAUAAGUGGAGGCACGCAAAGGAGGAAGAAAAAUGGCUUGAUGAUUAUGAAAAGGAUGAAAAUCGCUUCACUGCUGUAAGAGGAGCGCACAAAAAUUUAAAACGCGCAGAGAAAGCUAGGAGCCUUAUCAGCAAAAUUCCUGCGAUGAUCGAUGGUCUGACCACCAAAGUGAAGGGCUGGGAAAAAGAAAGAGGAGUCCCCUUCUUAUGUGAUAAGCACCGGUUGUUGGAAAUACUGCAAGAGGACAUUGUUUUGCGUGCACAAAGAGAGGAGGAAAAGCGUCAAUUCCGAGAGCAGAAACGCCUACAAGGUCAGCUUGCUACAGAGAAAGAAGCAAAGUAUGGUUCGAAGUCCGCAAAGAAGAAGCCAUUGGGACAGAGUCUUAACACAGACAAUGUGACAAAAACUCCAAUUGGUCGACGGAUUGGGAAUACACCUGGACGUUCUGCUAUUUCUGCUGGCAAAGAUUUUAGAGAAAGCGGAAGAGGCAAUGCCGCAAUACCAUUGAACUAUGUUGCUCUUCAGAAAGAUGAUUGAUGAUAGAUUACUCAAAA